This is a messenger RNA of Cololabis saira (Pacific saury), 526 nucleotides long. RefSeq names its product phospholipase A and acyltransferase 3-like. The record is from RefSeq and is a predicted model, not a curated record. Gene Ontology annotation, cellular component: cytoplasm. The transcript has 5 exons. The coding region runs from base 35 to 526 and encodes 163 amino acids. Gene Ontology annotation, biological process: N-acylphosphatidylethanolamine metabolic process. Gene Ontology annotation, molecular function: A2-type glycerophospholipase activity; glycerophospholipid phospholipase A1 activity. NCBI's taxonomy places the organism in Eukaryota, Metazoa, Chordata, Actinopteri, Beloniformes, Belonidae.
GCAGUUCCAGCCGUCCUGAAUCCUCCACUUCACCAUGUCUUUUUCUAGCUGCUCAGAUGUUUCAAUCACGAAAUACUUUGACAAGGAUAAAAGGGAGGUCAAACCUGGAGACCUGAUCCAGAUCUUCCGUGGAAUAUUACGUCACUGGGCUGUUUAUGUUGGUGGUGGAAACAUUGUUCAUUUCGGAACAGCCGGGGGAGGAUCAGGCUCCAGCGGUGGUGGUGAUAAUGGUACAGGCGUUGUGUCGAAAGAGAAGUUGGAGGACGUGGUGAAGAAGGACAAGUGGAGAGUCAACAAUGUCCUGGAUCAUAAAUACAGACCUCGUCCAGCUAAUGAUAUCGUGAGAGAUGCCUGUUCACCGGUGGAUACAGAACUGCAGUAUAACCUGGUGACGUACAACUGUGAACACUUCGCCACUGAGAUGCGCUACGGCAAGCGUGAGAGUCAGCAGGUACGUGAAGCAGCAGCAGGAAUAGCAGCAGCAGGAAUAGCAGCAGCAGCAGCAGGAGCAGCCUUGCACAUUUAG